AUGAGCGGAGACCUGGGAGCGGAGCGGCGUGGGGGGAGGCGAGCGCGAGCUCGUGGCAGCUCAGCUGCUACCGCGGACAGCUCAGGUGGGAAAAGGUCUUGUUUGCAGCCUCCCCACGAGGUGUUUUGGUUUUUGCUUCAGAGGCUGAAGGCAGCCGUCCACUACACCGUGGGCUGUCUUUGCGAGGAGGUUGCCUCGGACAAGGAGGUGCAGCUCAGCAGACAGACCAUCGCAGCGAUUUCGGAGGUGACCUUCCGGCAGUGCGAAAGUUUUGCCAAAGACCUUGAAAUGUUUGCAAGGCUCUUGCCGAGGGAGCGCAUCACCUCCUUGAGGGGAAGUGGGAUGUUAGGAGACAUCUGCCCAAGCUCUUUGCUACAUGCGAAAAGAAGCACAAUUAACACGGAAGAUGUGAAGCUCUUAGCCAGGAGGAGUAAUUCACUGCUAAAAUACAUCACAGAGAAAAGUGAAGAGUUUAAUGUAGAACGAAAAACAAAGAAGAAAAAGAAACUAGAGGAUGAAAGCAAAGAUUCAUUGGAGCCAGCAGAGGCUGGAGGAGUGGGAAGUGAGAAUUAAACUCUGUUACCACUUGGACAAAGCAGCCCUCAGCAGGGAGAGCCACCGAAAACGCAUAUUGCCACAAAGGGAACUUUGAAGGGAGAAGAGAUUAAACAAAAACAAAAAGAGAGGCGAGGGGGCCUUUUGUGCUGUAUUCUCCAAGCCAGUGACCGCAAACUUUAAAAGAGAAUGGGAAACGCAAGCAGAGUGCUCCCAUCCCGGGUCUCACUGCAGCACAUGGAAAAGGUUCGUAUCUCAAUGGUGUAUAUUGGAAGUUGUAUCUGUUGCAAUUAAUAAAAUUGUGUCGGCAGUUAAA
Myotis lucifugus (little brown bat) is the source of this 871-nucleotide messenger RNA. RefSeq names its product centromere protein S (gene CENPS). Gene Ontology annotation, molecular function: protein heterodimerization activity; chromatin binding. The record is from RefSeq and is a predicted model, not a curated record. Gene Ontology annotation, biological process: resolution of meiotic recombination intermediates; replication fork processing. Bases 1 to 573 code for a protein of 190 amino acids. Gene Ontology annotation, cellular component: FANCM-MHF complex; Fanconi anaemia nuclear complex. The transcript is spliced from 6 exons. NCBI's taxonomy places the organism in Eukaryota, Metazoa, Chordata, Mammalia, Chiroptera, Vespertilionidae.